AAACGAAGUAGAAGCAGCAUCCGCCAUAGAAGAAGAAGAAGUUUAGCUACAUGCUAUAAACUAGCAUGGAACUGGCGCUAAAAAUGAUUUCUUCUCGUCAAACUUCACUGGUUUUGAACUUUUGAGCGAGACGUUGGAGCUUCUCUGCCGAGGAUGAAGGUGAAGAUCCGGCAGUGGAACGGGGUGGCUUCCUGGCUCUGGGUGGCCAACGACGAGAAUUGCGGGAUCUGCAGGAUGCCCUUCAACGGCUGCUGCCCGGACUGUAAAGUGCCUGGAGACGACUGCCCGCUGGUCUGGGGUCAGUGCUCCCACUGUUUCCACAUGCACUGCAUCUUGAAGUGGCUGAACUCGCAGCAGGUCCAGCAGCAGUGUCCAAUGUGCCGCCAGGAGUGGAAGUUCAAAGAGUGAACCUGUGGAGGCUCAGACACAAAGACUCUGUAUAUAACUCCGUUUUGUACUUCUACAUCUCAACACAUUUUGCAUAUGUUGUAAUCUGUUGAUUAAUUAUGUGAUGAAAUAAAAAGGAAACAUUG
This is a messenger RNA of Acanthochromis polyacanthus (spiny chromis), 533 nucleotides long. RefSeq names its product APC11 anaphase promoting complex subunit 11 homolog (yeast) (gene anapc11). Gene Ontology annotation, cellular component: nucleus; anaphase-promoting complex. Lineage: Eukaryota; Metazoa; Chordata; Actinopteri; Pomacentridae. The transcript is spliced from 3 exons. The record is from RefSeq and is a predicted model, not a curated record. Gene Ontology annotation, biological process: anaphase-promoting complex-dependent catabolic process; protein ubiquitination; positive regulation of mitotic metaphase/anaphase transition. Bases 154 to 408 code for a protein of 84 amino acids. Gene Ontology annotation, molecular function: cullin family protein binding; ubiquitin protein ligase activity; zinc ion binding.